Xenopus tropicalis (tropical clawed frog) is the source of this 3074-nucleotide messenger RNA. It is a transcript of the gene gbp5.2, whose product is annotated as guanylate-binding protein 5 gene 2. NCBI's taxonomy places the organism in Eukaryota, Metazoa, Chordata, Amphibia, Anura, Pipidae. The record is from RefSeq and is a predicted model, not a curated record. Gene Ontology annotation, molecular function: GTP binding; GTPase activity. The transcript has 13 exons. Bases 96 to 2069 code for a protein of 657 amino acids.
CUAUCUUGCUCCCUUCCCAUUGUUCUGCUGAUUGGCUGCUGUUCUGCUGGCCACUGCUGGUUACCUUGCUACCAGUGCUUAGGACUGAAUCUAGGAUGAGACACUAUAAAAAGGAGACAGCACAAGAUAAAUACACAUUCUAUUCCCUGCACAGAAGGCAAGAACUGAAUCCAGCAAGGAUGGAAACGUUCCCAAUGGGAGAACCCAUGUGCCUGAUAGAAAACAAGGAAGGAGAAGAAUUAACAGUUAACCAGGAGGCCUUAGAGAUCUUACUGGAAAUCACUCAGCCUGUGGUGGUUGUGGCGAUUGUUGGGAAAUAUCGAACUGGGAAAUCCUACCUUAUGAACAUACUAGCCGGAGCCAGGAAUGAGCACUCAGGGUUUGCUCUGGGAUCAACCGUCCGGUCAAAGACUAAAGGGAUCUGGAUGUGGUGCGUGCCUCACCCUACUAAAAAAGGCCACACCCUAGUUCUGUUGGACACAGAGGGACUGGGGGAUGUAGAAAAGGGAGACAGCAAGAAUGAUGCCUGGAUCUUCUCCCUGGCUAUCUUACUCAGCAGCACUCUGGUGUACAACAGCAUGGGGACCAUUGACCAACAGGCCAUGGAUAAUCUGCAUUACGUGACAGAACUAACAGAGCGCAUAAAGGUUAAAUCACAUGAAGGAAAAGCUGAGGACAUGGAUGAGACUGGAGAAUUCAAAAGGUUCUUCCCAUCAUUCAUUUGGUGUGUGAGGGACUUUACACUACAGUUAGAGAAGGACGGUGUGCCAAUAACUGAGGAUCAAUAUUUAAUGGAUGCACUGGAACUAAAGAGAGGUGUUGGCAAAAAGGUGCAAGACUACAACCUGCCCCGUCAGUGCAUUCGUCAUUACUUUCAUUCGCACAAAUGCUUUGUGUUUGACCGGCCAGCUUCAAAAGCAGAUCUCCAGAGACUGGAGGAACUACAAGAAUCAGAAUUAGAGCUUGAAUUUGUAGACAAAGCGAUAACGUUUUGCUCAUUCAUAAAUCAGCAUUGUAAUGCUAAAACUCUAGUGGGAGGAACCAUAGUGACAGGGAGAACUCUGGGCAAUCUGACUGACUUAUACACAGAGGCAAUACGGAGCGGUUCCAUCCCCUGUAUGGAGAAUGCAGUAAAAGCCCUGGCAGAUAGAGAGAAUUCUAGAGCCGUGCAGGAAGCUCUGACCAAGUAUGAGGAAGAGAUGAGCAAGCAAAUUGCCAAAUUCCCUACAGAGACCCAGGAAGAGUUUCUCAGUAUUCACCAGGAGUGUGAAAAAGAAGCAACAAAGGUCUUUAUGGGCCUGUCCUUCAAGGAUGAGAAUGGGCAAUAUCAGAAUCAGCUCAUUGAUGAACUGGCAGAGGAAAAGUCCAAAUAUUCUCUGCACAAUGAAGAGGAAUCUGCCAAGAAGUGCAAAGCCAUUCUACAGAAACUGAACGAGAGUCUGGAGAGAGAGAUAUCAGAGGGGAAAUUCUCCAAACCUGGCGGAUAUACACAGUUCAUUUCAGAGAAGAACUUGCUGGUGGAUAAAUACAAUAAAACCAAAGGCAAAGGAGUUAAAGCUCCGGAAAUAAUAGAGGAGUUUCUCAAUGAAAAAAAAAUUGUCGAAGAGUCAAUUUUACAGGCAGAUCAGUCCCUUACAGCUACAGAAAAGGAAAUAGAAGAACAGAGAGCCCGGACAGAAACUGCUGAGAGGGAAAAGCAAAUAGUGGAGGAGAAUAACAGACGGUUAGAGAAAGACAUGGAGAAUCAGAAGAAAAGCCUGGAAGAUCAUAAGAAAAUGCUGGAGGAGAAGAUGGAAGAGGAGAGAAAGAAGUUGAUGGAGCAAAAUGAAUGGAUGAUUAAAGAGAAGCUAAAGGAAGCAGACGAGUUGCUGAAAAAGGGAUUUGACGCACAAUCCGAAAUAGUGAAAUAUCAGUCCAGACUUCUUAAGGAACUAAAUACCGCAGCUGCUGCUCAGCCUCUCAAUGUGAACAUUCUCGGCCUUGGUAGAGGAAGGGGAAGAGGGUGGCUAAGAGGAAGGGGAAGAGGAUUGCUAAGAGGAAGGGGAAGAGGAUGGAGAAGAGGACGAUGACCCUUUUGAAGAGCUGUAUACAGAUCAGAAGAGAUGAAAUGGGGAGAUACAAGACCCACUAAAGGAAAUCAGUUAAAAGUGCUUCUGCACAUUCAGCUCAUUAAGGCACAAAAAGUGACUGUUCUACGUGGCUGUAAUAGAAAUACUAUGCACUGUGCCUCUCUAUAGCUGCUUUGCCAACUUAUCCGCUGCGGUCAGAUUAUUAUUACUCUCUGCACAGAGAAUUUUUAGUGUGUGGUGAAGCUGUCAGUAGGUACCUGAUGCUGAGUGCUCUCUGAGGGAACUGGUGAUGCACUUGGUGCACCUUAGGUGGUACAGGGCUUAGGUGGCCAUACACGGGCCGAUUCUAGCUGCCGAUAUGGGUCCCUUAGACCGAUUCAGCAGCUUAUCGGCCCCUGUAUGGGCACUACUGACGGGCCUGCCCUACUGACAUCUGGCCUGAAAUUGGCCAGAUCUCGAUGGGGUUUAAAAAUUAGUCGGAUCGGGGAACGCAUUGGCUUGUUGAUGUGGUCCCCGAACUGAUGGACGCCCGUACCCGUCGUUCUGAUUCGAUCGUUUGAGUUUGCUGCAGUGUGAGAUCUAUACUUGUGGCUGAAUGAAUUGUCUUUUACAUUUGAACCAUUUUCCCACAAUGUCCGUACUGUGUGUUGGAAAAUUUCCUUUGACAUUCUCUUGUUUUGCUUUCAGAUACUGCAUUCUGUGCUUCAUUCAUAUUUUAUCAAAUAAAAUAAAUAUUUCACAAAUGUUUAAAGCAGUCCCUACGAUAUAUUGCAAAGGACAGAUCUGGUACAUUCAUUUAUGUCAGAUUCUCUCUCUCUCUGUAUAAUAUCGAUCUGACCAAUACUUUAUGGUGCACAUACAGCAUUUCUAUCAUUUUUCUGUUUUAGACUUUAGUUCCCCUUUAACUGUAUGUGUAUUUUAAUAUACUGCUGUGUCACUGGGAGGUCACUGUUUGUGACCAAAACUUUGGAUUGUUUUACUUUACAAUAAAUUCUUUUUGCAUGA